AUGGCCCUGCACGCCGGAGCUAUCGGUGGGCUUGGAAUAGGACGGCAAAUCACCAACUGUAACAUCACCGGCGGUCCGACUAGUGCCCUGGAAACACAGGCCUCGCCUAUGGCUGCCGUAUCUCUUUCCGCUCCCACAACCGGUCCGACUGCCAAUUCCUUUGUAAAAUAUGCCUCCAGCUACUGCCCAGGGGACCCCUAUGCCAAUGGCGGGGGUCUGGCCUCUUACCCCCACGCUGCCGCCCCCGAAGGUCAUGCCCCGCCGCCUAUGACCCAGAUGAUGCAACCCCCACCUCCCCCUCAGCAAUUCGCUUCUCAGCCCCAACGUAUCGUGCAGACUAGCCUCAUUGAUGCUGGCUACUACAUGCAGCCGUGUUGGGCCACGGCGCCUACCCCCACGCCCCCUCCUCACAACAUGGUCGCCCAGCAGACGCCUUUCGAGGAGUCGUUGCCAAGCAACGGGACUAGCGGCGGUGCCGCCUCGGCCCGUUCAACUCCCAACGGUGCGCCACCGCCUACAGGCCGCAGGCUGAUCACUCCUCCAAUGGCGUCGGCCUCUGCUGCCACCGCAGCCGCUCCCGGCUCCCUGUAUGCCCCGCGUUUCGCCUCCCCGGCCGGCCAAAUCUUUCACAGCCCAAACGCCGCCGUUUGCAUUCCGCAGCCCUCCGUCUUCUGCGCUGCGAAAUACAAGGAGGCGCCUUCCAUUCCUGUCCAUUCAGAGUAUUCACAAUCAGUUUGCUGGUUUUGUGGUUUCUCCUCUCUGCCAACCUACGUGGGGGUGCCCAGCAUGUCCCGUCUACGCCACGCGAACUCGCACCGCACGCGUGCGUGUGCACCCACGUAUCUGCGAUCCGGAGUGCCCACCGCCUACAUGCCGAUGCACGCCCAUCCCCACCCUCACCACGAUCCGGCCUGCCUCGGUCCGGCCUUCGCUGGCGCUGCAGCCGCGGUGAACGGACAGCGCAUCUUCUUCUCCCAGACGCCCGCGCGUCUGCCUGGGGGCACCACGCCUCUGCGUGCCGCGCCAAUUGGCUACUUCCCGCUGGCCGACGGCAGCAUCUGCGCCUCGCCUGUGCCCUUUCCUCCACCGGGCACCCUCGAACCGGGCGAGGUCACCUCUAGCACCUCCCUCCCACCCACUGGUGGUGGUGGUGGUGGACGCAAGUCAGAGACUGCCAAAAAGAAGAGGGCCAAAACCACAAAGGGCGAUGGUCGCGGAGUUCUCUUGGAGACGACGGGUGAGCCUGCGCUGCGCACGUUCGACAACUUGCCACCAACAGCCUCACAGCAGAACGUGUCUGUGGCCCAGUCGCGAGCGAAUGCCAUCCGCGGAGCCAACAACCGGGCGACAAAUGUGGCGUCAAGUGCGCCGAAGGUGGUCACAGUCGGCCCUUCCGUUCCCCCAUCAGGCCUCACCUCCCCAAUGAUGGCCCCCGGCAUGAUGCUGUCCACUGCUCCGGGCGGUGUGGGGGCGCCGAUGUGGGGACCCGGGGCACCCCGCAUGGGUGCACCACCUGGCGGCUUGAUGAACAACGGCGGCAUGCUCCCCACCACGUGCGGUGUUCCCCCAAAGGCCAUUCCGGACCAAAUGGGGACCGUUCAUCCGUCGGGCGCUGGACCGCAAGCCCCACACCAGUCUGCUCCUCCCGCGCCACAGUCUUCGCAACCCUGCACCGCUGUCUAUGUGCCUACUCAACCUAACCGCCCCGACCCCUUAUCUGAACGCCUCGUUUGUCCAAUUACCAAUGGUACUGUAGUUCAGCCGAUGGUUCUUCAUUUGGAUGAGGAACAAGCUCGCCAGUCCCCGGGCUCUCUUCAAAUCCGAAGUUGUGAUUUUGAGCUCUCCAAAAACCACCUCUCGACCAUCGUGGAACGCCCUGAUCUCGACAUUGUCGUUUGCAGUCACUUGGCAAAUGAACCGCUUCAGAUGUGUCAUUGGCCGGAUGAAGCCGUCAACAUCCGUUUCAACGGAACCGCUCUCCCGUUGGAUCGAAGCUCCGCCGCGGACGGCCAACCAGCCCACAAGGUUUGUGGUGUGAAAAGCCUCUGUCGGCCCGGUCGCAACACCCUCGAGAUAAUCCUCUCACCUGCGUGCAAUAGCGCCUCACGGGCAACACAGCAGUUCCAAAACGGAACUGGACUAAAGGACCAUCGUUUCGCUGUAUUCAUGGCUCACAUGCCGGCUCUGAGUAUGGUCCUGGACGGUCUCCAGCGCCGGAUGUCCGAUGAUGCAGUUCCACUCACUCAUCUCCUCAUUACCUCUUGGCGAACGCGCCAUCAGCAACAGACCGGUGAUCAGCGCCCAGCCACACCCAGUCAACCGAUAAUAGCCGAGAUCAGCCUUGUUUGCCCUGUCUUUCGGACACGAAUGCAAGUCCCAGGUCGUAUUGCCGGCUGCAAACACAUGGAGGCCUUCGACAUGGAAGCCUUCCUCCACCGGGAGGCUCUUUGGCCCCGUCUCCUCUGCCCGAUUUGCGGGAAUGGGAGUCUCGGAGGAGUGGAAAAUCUCUACAUCGACACUAUCCUCUCCAACAUCAUCCAGUUAACUCCCAAGACCGCCUUAUCAGUGCAGGUGCGCUCGGACGGCUUUUGGCGCCUUCCUCCACCCUUGGCUUGGCAACUGCCACCCGGCACAGACCAGUGGCAGGCCAUGGUGGGUCCACCCACGCAGGCCUUUGCUCUUGCCCUCCAAACUAGCCCCACUGUUGUCAUGACGACACCGCCUUCUCACACAAACGGGUUCGAUGCUCCCGGUGUAACCCCCGCAAAGCGGUCGUGUGGAACCAUGGCGUCCCCUAGCUCAGUUUCAGCUCCGUUCUUUGUAUACACAUCCACCGGCAUGGACUCAAACACUUCCAGCAACUGCCCUCUCCAUACUGUUGCCACCUCUGGACAAUGGAAUUCAGAUAACAUGUCGUCUAACAACCAUUCACCAGUGCCCCAGGGAGUUACGUCGCCCUCCACGAAUCCAACGCCAGCAUCAACCCGACAAAUUCAGACACCGGAUUCCCGUAAACGUGUUCUGAGUUCUGGUAAUUGUAACAAUGUAUCAAAUUCCCAUGCGACGAUGCAGUCUCACCAGACUAAUCACUGCCUACUCCCAAGCAGUGAGCCAGAUCUUAGGGCUCAGAUGGAGGGGAACUGUGCUGCAGCUCCUCCGAAAUCCUUCCCUCCUACCCCCACAUUUGUGAAACCCUCGCCACCUACCCCUGUGCUCGUAAAUUUUGGCGGCAGUCUAUGCAACAACAACAACAACAACAGGCCAUCUCCCACCUCCGCAGCACCGCAGCCGAAGUGCUGCCGGAACUUCCGGGGCAAGCUCACUGAUGCCGAUGUCCGAUGGGCCUUUGAUGGGCUCACAGGACUGGACGUGUUCAACCAAGACGACUAUCGUCAAUUUGUCAGUAAUUUGUAG
Mesocestoides corti is the source of this 3414-nucleotide messenger RNA. The record is from the annotation of a GenBank genome assembly. Lineage: Eukaryota; Metazoa; Platyhelminthes; Cestoda; Cyclophyllidea; Mesocestoididae.